CUCUCUGGAUUCGGCGUUUAAGGGUUAUUUUUCGGACGAUGGCGAGGUAUGUAAACCUUGUUAUCUGUAGUUAAACCCUGAAACAGUGCUGUAAUAUUGCCGUUCAUUUUUAAAUUGACCUCCUGUUGUAAUUUGCUCGGUUGUUGCGGCUGUUAAACAAAUUGCCAAACAGGUCAACUGAGGACAACGAAAUACCUAUCUCAACCCGGCUUUAAGAGGAUGUCUAUCUCCAUUUACAUAGCAGCAAGGACAGUUAGCAUGGUUACAGAAUACCAAAGACACCCUCCAAGUUUAAUUAUUCAUUAAGAAAGUUAUUUAUGAAGCUAGGCGCUAACUGUAGCUCUUGUGAGAAAUUACUUGCUGUUGGAUACAGAGGGAAGGACACACACUUCUCUGGGACAAUGAGCCUUCAGAUGAACUCCAAAGAUGAGCCAGAAGAAACCAGCAAACCGUCAGGCGGUGCCAGGAUCCUUGCUUUGACUGUUUUCUCUGCUGCCAUCGGAGGCACCUUCCAGUAUGGCUACAACAUCUCAAUCAUCAACGCUCCCACCAGCUACAUCCAGAGCUUCAUCAAUGAUACCUACAUGGAGCGCUGGGGCGUUGGCUUGGAGACCCCUCAGGUGACCCUAGUGUGGACUCUUAUUGUGUCGGCCUUCUCACUAGGCGGUUGGCUGGGAGCCCUGUUGGCGGGACCUCUGGCAGUCCGCUGUGGGAGAAAGAACUCCCUGCUUCUGAACAACUCCUUCUUGUUUGUUGGUGCUGUGCUCGUGCUGACAUGCAGAGUGGCGAAAUCAUUUGAGAUGAUCAUCCUUGCUCGUUUUCUGGUGGGGAUGAACUCAGGUGUCAGUAUGAACAUUCAGCCUAUGUACUUUGGGGAAAGCGCACCCAAACACCUCCGGGGUGCUGUGGCUUUUUCCUCUGCUGUUUUCACUGCAUUUGGGAUCUUCCUGGGUCAGGUUGUUGGAAUAACUGGAUUGUUGGGUGCAGAGCCUCUUUGGCCCUACUUACUAGCUAGUAACGCUUUGCCAGGCUUGAUCCAGCUCCUUUUCCUACCCUGGUUCCCUGAAAGCCCCAGAUACCUUCUCAUCGACAGGGGAGACAGGGAAGCAUGUGUGCGGGCGCUGAAAAGGCUUCGUGGUGGGGAGGCUCCAGCCUUGGAGAUGGAGGAGAUGCUUCAGGAGCAGCAGCAGCAGCAUCAAAACUCUGCAGCCUCUGCCAAGACGCCCUGGUCUCUGUUUAAGGAUCCUGACCUACGAUCCCAGCUCAGAACAGUCAUGGCUGCCAGUAGUGCCAUGAUGCUCUGCGGCAACGACUCCAUCUACUUCUACGCUUCCUAUAUCUUUCUCGAAGCGGGGAUUCCUCCAGAGAAAAUCCAAUAUGUCACCAUAGGCACAGGGGCAUCUGAGCUAACUGCUUCCAUACUGAGCAAUCUGCUGAUUGAACGUGUGGGCCGCAGGUACCUUCUUUUGGGAGGGUACAGUCUUAUGUCAUGCUGGUCUGUAGUCUUCACUGUAGCUCUCACCCUCCAGAGCCGCGGCGUGGCUGGGAUGGCUUACCUCAGCAUGGCAUGCGUGUUUGCCUACAUUCUCAGUUUUGGCUUAGGUCCAGCGGGGGUGACCGGAAUCUUACCAGCUGAGAUCUUCGACCAGGGGGCUCGGCCGGCAGCAUACAUGGUAGCUGGCUCGUGUAUGUGGAUCAGCCUGUUCUCGGUGGGAAUGCUGUUCCCCUUCAUCGUCAAAGGCCUGGGGAACUUCUGCUUCCUGCCAUUCAUGGCUGUGUGUUUGGUGUCUGCUUUGUUUUUGGGGUUCACUCUACCAGAGACUAAGGGGAAGACAGUGGCUGAGAUCACUGCAGAGUUUGAUAGAAAGAAUGGCGUGAAGAGGGAGAAGCCAGACCUGCAGGUGCACGAGCCAAUUAGGGAGUACUACCAGCUGGGUAAAGCCUGCUCCUUCACUACCCUAAUGCAAGAUUCUGACCCUGACCAUAAGAGCGCAACUGAAAUUUGACAUCCUUCUUUAAAAGUGUAAAUAAAACAGGCAGUGCCUUUGCAGCCUCUUUAUGCACCUUCAGUGACGGAUAAUCAGGUGAAAUAUGAAGUGUCCUAUUUAUGAAAGAUGAUGUCUGUGUAAUGUUUUCGCCGGCGUUGCUCUGUUUGUCUGUCUGUUUGUUUGUCUGCAAAAUAACUCAAA
This is a messenger RNA of Epinephelus lanceolatus (giant grouper), 2189 nucleotides long. The record is from RefSeq and is a predicted model, not a curated record. NCBI's taxonomy places the organism in Eukaryota, Metazoa, Chordata, Actinopteri, Perciformes, Serranidae.